Messenger RNA from Morone saxatilis (striped sea-bass), 694 nucleotides. RefSeq names its product endothelin-3. The record is from RefSeq and is a predicted model, not a curated record. The transcript is spliced from 4 exons. The coding region runs from base 182 to 694 and encodes 170 amino acids. Gene Ontology annotation, biological process: intracellular calcium ion homeostasis; regulation of vasoconstriction; regulation of systemic arterial blood pressure by endothelin. Lineage: Eukaryota; Metazoa; Chordata; Actinopteri; Moronidae. Gene Ontology annotation, molecular function: endothelin B receptor binding; hormone activity. Gene Ontology annotation, cellular component: extracellular region.
CACAGCUCUACAGGCGGCCAGCAUCUCUGUGUACACCGACAUAUAUGAUGUAUCCGGAAUAACCUGAGAGAAAAACACAUAGCAGCAGCCAGGACGCUCUGGACUUUGGGAGACUUUUUUUUUAAAAAACUUUUUUUCUUUUUCUUUUAUGUUUUGAAUUUGAAUUAAUGUUUCAUGUGUGAUGGCUAACGUGACAUCGGUUGAUGUGGGAGUUCUGAUUCUUAUCGUGGUGACAGCAUCUCUGGCAAACGGUUCCUCAUCUGGCAAAGAUGUAAACCAGAGGAGGGAGGCGGAAGCCAUCAUGCUGAGCACGCGUCCGUCCGGAGGUGUGGACGACCUCGCCCCUGUUUCUUCUCAAGGUGAAGCGAAGCCCUGUGACCCGCCGGGGGCCAGGAGGCGUGCGAAGAGAUGCACGUGCUACACUUACAAAGACAAGGAGUGUGUGUAUUACUGCCACCUCGACAUCAUCUGGAUCAACACACCAGAGCACACUGUACCAUAUGGUAUGUCCAGUUACCAGGGGUCUCUGCGUAUGAAGCGCUCUGCUGGGACUGCCCAGCGCUGUGCGUGCACACUGCAGAGCGACUCUCACUGCAACAGCUUCUGCAUGGACAGGCAGCGGAGGCCACCCAGAGCGACAUCUGACAUAGACAAGAGGACACCAACUCUGCGCAGCGGGCCCGCUAUGAAAUGA